Messenger RNA from Postia placenta MAD-698-R-SB12, 921 nucleotides. RefSeq lists its product as hypothetical. The coding region runs from base 1 to 921 and encodes 306 amino acids. The record is from RefSeq and is a predicted model, not a curated record. NCBI's taxonomy places the organism in Eukaryota, Fungi, Basidiomycota, Agaricomycetes, Polyporales, Adustoporiaceae. The transcript has 6 exons.
AUGCUUACCGCGGGUCCGACGGCUGCGCCCCGGAUGUCUCAAUCCUUGGAGCGGGCUCCUGACCUGCGGCGCACGCCUGCCGCUCUUGCACAGACGUGCCUGGUGAAUUUGAAUGCGAGGGCACGCCACAAUAGGCGCGUGAUAGAGUUGUGCGGGGGAAGACCGAUCGGCCAGGGCGAGCGUGCAGGGUGCAGGUCGUCCUGCGCCCUCGAGAUUCGCGUGGACGCGUCGCAGGCGUCGCAGCGCAGCAGUGUGAGCUCUUCAGCCAGCGUGCUGCCAUCCGGUGGAUGCAUGAGCACGCCCGAUGCGCAGACGGGCUCACGCGACGUGCAUCUAAUAGAGAAACACUGGCCGCGGGCGUCGCGAUACGUGGCCUUGCCGCACGCCAGGCUGCACGCAUGCACCUUCAUUACGACCGUGGGUAACACCCGUCCCAGCAUUUGGGCGCGCGCUGAGGUCCUCGAUGUCAGGAUGGCUGCUGCGCGAAGACCCGAAGAUGCCCACCCCGAGGAAAAGAAGUCGCCCCUGGGAACAUCCGCAAUUGGUAUUGCCUUGGACAAAGCGGGCCUAUGCUGGUUGCUGGUUGACACAGACAUGACGACGUGUGAGGAGGCUCAUAGCUGCAAGCACUUCGACUAUGGGUGUCGUGAUCAGGCACGGACGGAGCAGCGGAGGGAAAACGAGACCCAGAUCCUGCGAAGGCGGCGGAAGCCGCCAGGCACAUGUGUCCGCUCACUCGCCGGUAGUCUACCUCCGCGGGGCAAGCGCACUGAACACGCUGCACCGUGUGUAUAUGCGCGCGCGCGCGGUGUCGCGAAACGGGGUAGUCCUUGGGCGAAGAUUGGGAUUGUGGGAGAAGAUGGCGUGUCGCGAGGGAUCCACCAAACGCUUGCCAGGCUUGUGUGGGCGUUCCGGGAUUGA